AUGUGGGAGUCUUUUAAAGGCCUGCUGAUUGGAGUUCAGGAUCACCAUGUUCCUGUGAGGCUGAAAGAUAAAGAUGGCAAGGUUUCAGAACCUUGGAUGACAAGAGUUAUUGUAAGUUUAGCCAAAAAGGAAAAGGAAGCUUAUCCUUCUCAAGAGGAUUCAAACAGUGUGGCAAUGAGAAUGAAAGAAAAUGAACUCUACAGUUCACAUGAAGGAGUAAACGAGUAUAAAGUCUCAAUAAGAAGUACAGAUGCUUCAGAGAGAUGUGAUCUCAAAGGAACGUAUCUUCUCAAGGCAGACAAAGAUGCACUGAUUUUAAAAAGAAUCAGCCCUGAGCAAGUGGUAUAUGAAUGGCCUUACAUGUAUCUAAGGAGAUUUGGUGGUGACAAGAGAAUGUUUUCAAUUGAAUCUGGAAGGAGAUGCAAAUCUGGUCCAGGGAAGUUUGAGUUUGACACCAACCAAGGAAAACAGAUUUUUACAUCUGUAAAUGCUGCUGUAACGAAUCAAAAGUCCAACAAUGAAGAGGAACGAUGCAAUUCUGAUCCUUUAGAAAAUUACAAUUUAUUUGCUGUGGAUUCUGCCACUCACAGGCCAUAUUCAGGUUGUUCACAGGAGCAUGAUGCUAUAAAUAAAUCUCAACUAUCCAAAAGAUUAUCUUUUGCAGUAUCAGACGUUUCUGAAGGAAUACAUAAUUUGCGUUGUGAUGCUUCCCCAGAUAAUCAGACACGUAGUCCCCUAAGCAAGUCACCAGUCAGAUUUCAGUACAGUUUCCCAUCACCUCCUCUAUUUGCGUCACAUAAUGAAGUAACUGCUAAGUUAUCGGCAGACACACUAGAAAAUAGGACUACACUAUAUUCAGAAGCAAAUCCAAGAGGGAUUCACUUGACACUUCCUUUGGAACCAGCAAGCGGUAAUAAAUCCAUACCAAGACAAGUAGGAAGGCAGCAAAGUAGCUUUACAUCUCACAGAGGGAAUAUCCAACUAAACCAAAUCAAUGGGCCUUUAGGUACGUUUCCCUGCAAAGUACAUUCAUCUAACAAUGAGAAUAAUUUUGUUGAAAAGAAUAUUCCAUCUAUCAUAAUGACUGAGCAUCCUGAUUCUCUUUAUGAUACUGUAUAUAGUGGAUUUAAUAUGUCAAAUUCCAAAAAUCCGCUUCACCAAAAAACAUGUGAGAAGAAUGAGCACGUAUAUGAAGUUAGUGGUGAUUCUUCACUUUAUGAUGAAGCAAAAGAAUUGAGUGAAGCUUGGAAAAUACAAGGCAGAUUGAAUGACUUUGGUUAUGAAUAUCCAUACAAUCCUUCUGCAGAUGACUAUGCUGUGCCAAAACAGGCAAUUCAGGAUGCUCCUCUCAGACCACCUAAAAAUUUACUAUCUUCAAAGGGAAGAGUAGAAAAAAGUGAUUAUGUCAACGUGGAAUCAAUUAUCUGCAAUAGGUAGAUAAGCAAUGACACAUAAUUUGUUUUGUAUUGUGCCUUAAUAUUAUUUCUAUAAAUACUGUAUAAUAUCAAUCUACGUCAAUCAUUCUGUUUUCUCUUCAAAGUUUCUAGGCCUGGAUUUUACAGUUGUUAUCAAGGUAAAAUUGCAUCACAAAACUGACAGCAACUUUGUGGUUUUUGUGUAUCUGUAGUUUAAGCAGAUUUAGACUCCAACAAAGAUUGUGGCCUUGGCAACCAUCUCCAAUCAAAUCAAUGAA
Molecule: messenger RNA, 1693 nt
Organism: Pristis pectinata (smalltooth sawfish)
Lineage: Eukaryota; Metazoa; Chordata; Chondrichthyes; Rhinopristiformes; Pristidae
Exons: 4
Coding region: 1-1437 (478 amino acids)
Biological process (GO): positive regulation of MAPK cascade; cell surface receptor protein tyrosine kinase signaling pathway
Cellular component (GO): cytoplasm
Source: RefSeq, a predicted model, not a curated record